AUGCGAGCCGCGUCGUCGCCCAUGGAGCCUCUCAACAAGAAUAUUCUACUGGCAGGUGAAGUGAUCGCAGAGAAAUGGAAAAUUGGUGAAAAGAUCGGAGAGGGAACAUUUAGUCAGAUCUACUCGGCGUAUUCAAUCGAGAGUCGGGAUAAAGUCGCUGUAAAAGUGGAAGCCCCCAGCUCCCUCAAGCCUGUGCUGGAGUGGGAGAGCUUGAUCCUCAAGAGUCUACAGGACUGCCCCUAUGUAUGUCGAUACUAUUAUCACGGCAAACAUGGAGACAGCACAGUGCUGGUGAUGGAGCUACUGGGAGAUAGUAUGUCGAUGCUGAGGAUGUCGCCCGACUCGAUUCACGGCGUGCCAUUGGCCAAGGCAAUUUCAGUCGGCCUGGAGAUGCUGGACUGCAUCGAGGCCUUCCAUCGCCACGGAUACGUCCAUCGAGACGUCAAGGCGUCCAACUUUGCAUUAAGUGCUCUUCCGGAGCGCAAUAUGAUGAAGCGACAACGCUACUAUAUCAUCGACUUUGGGUUGUCACGACAGCAUCUAGGAGAAGACAAACAGGUGCUGCCUGCACGUCAAGUCGCAGAGUUUCGAGGCACGUCCAUGUACGCGUCUCUGAGCUCACAUCGUCGACAGGAAUUGGGUCCUAAGGACGAUUUGUGGUCGUGGUUUUAUCUCGUGAUGGACUUUUUGCGCGGAGAACUGCCCUGGGCUGCCGACGCGCAACUUAAGAACCGACAGACGGUGCUUCGUCUUAAGGAACACUACACGGAGGCGAACCCAGGUCUGCUGGUUGAGGGUCUUCCAGGAGCCGCACAGCUGAUGGAGUUGAUGGAUUAUUUACAGUCUUUAAAUUACGAAGACAUGCCGGAUUACAAGCGAAUCCGUAAGCAACUGCAAGCUGUUGGGGAGAGUUCUCUGGCUUCUGAAAGCGACAGCGCAGACGAGGAAUCUAGUGCUGACAAGAAGGAGGCGCAGACACGGUCUGACGUCUCGGCUUUUGACUGGAAUACGUUCGAAUCGGAGCGAGAGCGAGCGUUGAAGUGGACGGAGAAGGCUGAAGAACACAAAGACAGCGACGGAGCGUCCGACUUGUUGCUGACGAUUGCUAAGCGGUACAAGACGUUCUUCGACAGCGACGGACUGUCGUUUGAAGAGCAGAUACAGGUGCAGAGUGCAGUCUAUCGGAUCGAGAAGAAGAAGCGUGCGCGCGCUAGCUUCCUAGCUCCUCCGCCCAUUCAGAGCUUCGUGAAACGUCGACAGUCGGAACAGAAAAUGCGAUCUGACGCGUUACGAAAGCGUCGCGAACGUGACUUUCAAGUGCGACAGUCGUUGGAGGUGAAGAACGAACAGGGUGCGCUGGCUGCCAACGAGAAUACUCAGGUGGAGCACGGAGCUAAGGAUGUCUCGCUUCGGCCAGUGAAAUCGGAGAGCUCCAUGGAAUUAUCUGAUACUGAGGAUGUUGGGACGAGACGGACAGGGGAAGGAAACAAUAUCUCUGCUUCACAAGCUCAGACGGGGAACGGACAACCGACACAGUUGGGCUCAGGACCAUAUCAUCAGCGACACGUGAUGCCUCCGCCUCCAGGGCCUCAGUGGAACCGCAAUUCGAACUCUGGUGGGCCGAUCCCUCCGCCCCCUUCUUUCCCUCCAGGAAUGCAGCGCUCUGGGUACGGAAUGCCUCCUUCACCACCUCCACAUGCAGGACGCUUCCCAACGAACGGGGAGAUCCCUCCGCCGCCUCCAGUUUUCCCACCGAAUGGAAGCCAGCGCACAUUUACUCCGCGUAAUGGGAAUCCUGAGAAAAUUCCUUCGGUUCGGCAGCUGGAUACCCAAGACGGCAACACGACUGGCUACCAGCGGCGCGAUAGUCAAGAUUCUGCCUCGAGUCGGCUCUAUCCGGCCGAAACGAGACCCAAAAGACCUUUACUUUCUCCCCGAGAUGGUCGACAAUAUGACUUGCCGAGGGAGACUCGAGAAGAUCGUGGCUAUGGCGUUCAUCAGCGGCCUCAAAAGUCCCCGCGGGAGACUCCUUUUGGACCUGAUCGACACAAUGAUGACCGAACGGAGAGAGAAGAGCGCGGCUAUGGCUAUCAACGGACACAUAAAUCCCCACGAGAAAGCAACAGUCUUAAGGCUGGCCGGCGCUAUGAUUCCCCGAAAGAAGAUCGUGGAUAUGGGUACCAGCAACCUAAAGGUACCCCUCGAGAAAGUCACGACCAGUACGUGAAGGAAGGACGGCAAAGCCACUCAGAUAAAGAGAAGCGACCGCGCUCACGUUCACGAUCCUCACGACGUGAAAGUCACCGUUCUCGACGUCGCUCUCACUCAUCGUCACGCUCUCGCUCAUGGUCAUACUCACGGUCUCCGUCGCGCUCCCCAUCUCCUCAUCCACACCGCCGCAGCAGUCGCGACUAUGAUCGCCAUCGUGGAAGCCGGAAAGUGAAAUCCAAGAGAGAACACUCCCGCCGUCAUCGCUCGCGUUCGUGCAGCAGCUCAAGAUCCCGAUCAAGGUCUAGUUCUCGCUCGGUAUCUGCCUCACCACCUCCGAAACGCUCCCGUCGUCGUUCGUCUGACCUGAGCCACUCCAGAUCUUCCCACCGACACUCGUCUCGUCGCCACUCGAAGGAAUAUGCCAAGAAGGAUUUUCCCGAGGACGCUUACCCGAAGGAAUACAUGUACGCUAAGAAAUACCCGCAAGACUACCGCUGCCGUUCUCCCUCGCCUGAGCGCCGACACUCGCAUCCCCGAGAGCCACAAUUUCGCCAUUCGCCAUCUCCGGAGGCUCCACGACACCGGUCUCAGUCGCGUGACUACGCCCGAGAGGAUGGAUCUUGGGGUGAGAAGCAACGGCGAUCCUCUCGAUGGCAAUCACGAUCGUAA
Messenger RNA from Phytophthora infestans T30-4, 2880 nucleotides. RefSeq names its product tau-tubulin kinase, putative. Gene Ontology annotation, biological process: signal transduction; peptidyl-serine phosphorylation. The record is from RefSeq and is a predicted model, not a curated record. Gene Ontology annotation, cellular component: cytoplasm; nucleus. The coding region runs from base 1 to 2880 and encodes 959 amino acids. NCBI's taxonomy places the organism in Eukaryota, Oomycota, Peronosporomycetes, Peronosporales, Peronosporaceae. Gene Ontology annotation, molecular function: ATP binding; protein serine/threonine kinase activity. The transcript is spliced from 3 exons.